Messenger RNA from Papilio polytes (common Mormon), 2000 nucleotides. RefSeq names its product rhomboid-like protein 19. Lineage: Eukaryota; Metazoa; Arthropoda; Insecta; Lepidoptera; Papilionidae. Gene Ontology annotation, biological process: retrograde vesicle-mediated transport, Golgi to endoplasmic reticulum. The record is from RefSeq and is a predicted model, not a curated record. Gene Ontology annotation, cellular component: membrane; Golgi apparatus. The annotation marks the transcript as partial. The transcript has 3 exons.
UUAGGAAAAUUGACAAAUCGCUCUUUGCCACUACUGAUACUCGUUGCUGCCAUAAUACUGUGGGCGGUGGGGGCACUGGAGGGCACUUACCCAUGCAUGUGGGGCAGCGGCACCAUCCUCUCAUGGGUCUACCUCAGGUUCUGGCAGCGACACAGCAGCGGCACUAGAGGAGACAUGGCUGAUAACUUUAGCUUUGAUAAUUUCUUCCCGACGGUGGUGCAGCCGGUGGUGCGCGCGGUGCUGGGCCCGCCGGCGCGUUGCCUGGCGCGGCUGGGCCUGUGCCCCUCGCCGCCGCGCCGCGUCACGCUCGCGCUCAGCCCGCGCGGCGUCACCAUCUCCAUGCCAGGCGUCGAGCCACACGACAUGGAGAGACGAAGACAAAUUGCCCUUAAAGCAUUAAGUGAGAGAUUAUCAAAGACAUCAGAGCAGACGCGCCAAAAGAAUUUAUCAACCAAAGUGAACAUGGAUGCAGUGAGGAAGAUGCAAUCUUCGCACGUGAUACCGCAGUUCCCCGCAGAGACGGAGCAGAAGCCCCCUUCGGUGCCGGAGACGACGCUGGUCGACAUCAGCACAGAAACAUCGACACCGACGACGAAGACUUCAUGAUCUACGUGACAUGACUAAUCUUAAGUUAUUCACAGAACCAAUGUGGAAAUCAACAAUGUAAGUCAAUAUUUAUUAAUACAUUAUUAAAAUUCUGGUAGAAUUUUUCAUUGCAAACUGGCAAUAUUUGGUAAUAUGGAAAUAUUCAUUUCUUUCUGUAAUUACAUAUUAUGUUGUUAUUUAAAAUUUUAUGUAUUACAGUUACUUACGAGAAUGAUCACAUUUUAAAUAGACUUAAGUAUGCAUGGACUUUAAACAUUUAUCAAAUAGUAAUCAUGACAGUUUGAAAAGCGAUUUUAUUUAUUGUGUGUUAUUCAUAAAUAAAUAUAAGCCAUGUAGAUUAACAUAGUCAAAUUGGAAUUCCUAAAAAAGUAUGCAAUUUUAUAUAAUAUAAUAGAGAAUUUAUUAUAUGGUAAGUGAAUCUACAGGCAAUUAUUGUUCAUAUUAAUACAAAUUAGUUGUAAUAAUAAUUAUAUAUGUUCAAUGACUUGAUAAUAAAAAUGCACUGUUGUUUCUAUGUUCAGACUGAAACAAAUCGUUUAUUUUUGUAUUGCAGAUUGUCAAUUAGUAGAUGUUGUCGAUCGGUUUUUUAUUAUAAACAAAAUUCAUUUGUGAAUAGGACUGAUAGUCUUAAAUUGUAAAUACUUUACAAAUGAACAUCACAAAAACAUUUAAAUUUUUAAGAUAUUGAUUUUAACUUGAUGUUGUUGUGAUCGGCACAUUUUCAUGAUUUAAGCAUUCUUACAUAUUUGACCGACUUCCAAAAGAAGGAGGUACUCAAUUCGUCUGUAUGUUUUUUUUUUUAAUAUCUCAAAACGUGAGAUAUAUGUUUGGUCCUUCGAGUCGGAUGUUUCCACUGCAAUAACACAUAUAAAAUUUAUUUCCCCUUGCAUUAUCUUUCAAAAAACCUUUAAUAUGUUUUUGUAUUAAAUUACUUAAGUUGAUUUAGAAUUAAUGUCAAGGAUUCAAUGUGUAUUUAUGUUAUUCUGCACAUAAUUAUUUAAUUUAGAUAAUAGUUACACCAAGGUUAUGGUAGAAUAAUUAUUUAAUGAUAGAAUAUAUUUAACAAUUGCAUUUUAAUGAUAAAAAUAUAUAAAGUAUAUGAAAUUAUUUUGUGUGGAUUGUCUAUAUAGUUUUUAUAAUGCUUAAAUAAUAAAAAUGUGCCUCGCAGUGUUUGCAUUUAUGAGGUAUUUAUAGUUUCCACAGUGGUGCUGUGAAUCUAAUACAAUAGUAUUUGUUUUGUCUUUUAUUAUAAAAGUCCUCUAGAUUAUUUACAUGGUUUGAAUUAUAUGCAUUUUGUUAUGUGCAGCCAAAUUGUGGCGACGUGUGAAUGGAUUUGUGAUGUUGUAAAUAUAAAUAUUGUUUAGUGUUAAAAUAAAUGAUUCCCCAAAUAUUUA